AUGGCAGGUAAAACUUUGAAUGCUUUGUUUGAUUCUGGAGCUUCAUAUACUUUUAUUGCAUUUGAGAAGGCUGAUGAGCUAGAAUUGAAAAUAGUAGUACUGGGGUAUGAUUUAAAGGUAUAUAAUGCUACCCACGAGGCUAUGGUGACUAAGUUAGGGUGCCCCCAAGUUCCUUUUCGAGUACAAGGGCGUGAUUUCGUGCAUAACUUAAUUUGUUUACCGAUGAUUGGUCUUGAUCUCAUUCUGGGAUUGGACUGGUUAUCCAAGAACCGCGUUCUACUAGAUUGCUCGACAAAAACAGUGUAUUUCAUGCCUGAAGGCACUGAAGGGCAAGUUGUAGUGAAUAACUACUACUUGAAUUCCAUGAUGGUGAACUGUUCUAGGGCUGAAUGUCAGGGGAUAUUGUUGCUAGCUGCGGAAAUUUUGGGUGAUGAUCAGAACUUGGAACAAAUCCCCGUUGUGUGUGAGUUUCCAUAA
Messenger RNA from Arachis ipaensis, 477 nucleotides. RefSeq lists its product as uncharacterized. The record is from RefSeq and is a predicted model, not a curated record. NCBI's taxonomy places the organism in Eukaryota, Viridiplantae, Streptophyta, Magnoliopsida, Fabales, Fabaceae.